Molecule: messenger RNA, 957 nt
Organism: Paracoccidioides brasiliensis Pb18
Exons: 6
Coding region: 1-957 (318 amino acids)
Source: RefSeq, a predicted model, not a curated record
AUGGUCCUUUUGCCGCCAGAUUGGGUUCCCGCUAUGGCACAACCAGACACUCGGGCAGAUUCCACAGAUGGUACCUUGGUUCCCAGUCCCAGUCCCAUCUAUGGAGGGAACGGUGGGAAGAUGGCAGGAGAGAGGGGUUGUAGUUACAUCAAUCAGCAAAAACGAUCGACCGGUUUCCUGGAGAAUCCCGGUUUACUGGGUCAACUGAAAUCCCAUCUCAAUAAUAAUCCAAUCAAUCAGCAAGCGGUCGAUGAACACAAUAUUCCCGCCAAAACCAAUGUGGCCUGUCGGGAUUUUAAACCAAACCAUUUCGCCAUUGCUACUAUUAUCUCCAUAUUGCUCACUCCUCUGGAGUGGCCAAAGGAAAUGCACUCAUGGAAGAGAGGAAAGCCUCCGCAGCGAUCAUCCACGAAAGUCAAUAAAUCCCUUCAAUCUCCAAGGCCGCCCAUCCUAGCAAUAGACGAAAAGUUCAGGCAUACAGACAAAUAUGAAUCCGCCAAACCAUCUGAAAUCUCCCAUGAUCUUCGAAAACCGUCCUUGAACCCACAACCCGAAACCCCGUUAUUUGCUCAAUUGGACCAGUCUCGAAGACGCAUCUCCAGACGAACGGAAGCGAAGAGCUGCCUAGGAAGGCGGGCAGUCAAUCCGCACGCCGGUCGAACCUGGGGGGAACCGUUGGGGCCCCGGUCUUGGUGGCACCGCGAUAGGCUGUCCCGUACACCCUGGUCCUCCAAAAAACAACGCCUGGCGACAUGUGACGAUGUCAAACAGCUCUGCGGUGGGAACUGGCUGGCAUUGAGUAGAAUCCGUUCCUGUAAGCACGUCUCUCCCACCUCUGAUGAACCUCCAGGCGAGAGUGCUCGUUGGCAUGAUUGCCAGGAUGCAGGUCGAAAGGACGACGGAGAGCUUCAUGAUGAUGAUGAUGAUGAUGAUGAUGAUGACGACGACGACGACUAG